AUGCUACCAUCAGGACAUGUCACAUUAUCAGGUAGCCCUGGAGGUAAUGGUAUUUCUGGCAGAUCGGGUCCCCCGGGUCCUCCGGGUCCGUCGGGUCCGCCGGGUGGUGGAUCUGGUUGUGCAAAAGAAGACGCUAGUGUUGCUAGCAAUAUUAUUGCAGUAGAGGAGAACAUCGUUGCUGGUUGGACCGGAAACCAACAGUGGUUAUAUAGUAGAAUCCCAAAGCAGAUGGAUAAACAAGGUAAUGCUCGAAUUGGACCGUUACAGCUUUGUUCUAUUGUUUUCGGUCAAUUGUGUACAGCUUCAUGA
Messenger RNA from Cylicostephanus goldi, 309 nucleotides. NCBI's taxonomy places the organism in Eukaryota, Metazoa, Nematoda, Chromadorea, Rhabditida, Strongylidae. The record is from the annotation of a GenBank genome assembly.